GUAAACCAAGUUUCUCAUGUCCCACUGCGGUCAAGGAGAGGAGCUCUGCCAAGUCGAACUAGAGCGUCUUACACACCCUUAAAUGUAACUGUCAAUGGAAAGUCAUGCAUCCUCUUCUGUGCUAAGAAGCUGGAGGUUAAACUGAAGGAUCACACACAGCUUGACCUGACGGGCAGGAUCUUUGGACCAAAUGCAAAAGUGAAUCUGAGGAGCUCAACCUGCAGUGAAAACAAGGCAAUGUUAGUCCUUAAACUUGGAGAUGUGGAGGACCUGAAAGACUUUGUCAUCAGGCUGCUAAUGUCAAACACCUAUUAUGAUUCAGCUGGGCAGAACUGGUUCAGCUUGGACAGCGUUCACAUUCUGUAUAAUAAGACUUCAGAAGUGAGGUUUAAUGCCACUGAAAUCUAUGCACCAGCAACUUCUUCUUACCAUUGCCAGCAUGUCAGCAGCCUCCAAAAGUAUGACACAUUGUUGGUUCCAAGUACCCAGGCUGAUGGAGCUACACUUCAACAUGUCACCUUCACAGAUUUCCAGAUUCAAGCGUUCAGCAUUCAAGAUGGGCAGUUUGCAUCAGCAACUGACUGCGCCUCCUUCUUCACACCUGCCAUACUGAUGGGCCUUAUCAUGUCUCUCAUUCUGCUGCUGGUCUUGGCUUAUGCCCUCCACAUGGUUGUCCACUUGAAAUCGAUAGAGCGAUACGAUGAGCAUAAAACUGUCUAUUUUCCAAAAACGCAAUCAUCAGACUCUGGUGAUAAAAACAGCUUAUGAAUAAUAAGACAUGAGAAGUGACAGUCUGGUAUCUAAUAUAAUGACUCCCAGAUUCUGC
Messenger RNA from Erpetoichthys calabaricus (reedfish), 826 nucleotides. RefSeq names its product V-type proton ATPase subunit S1-like protein. The record is from RefSeq and is a predicted model, not a curated record. The transcript has 4 exons. The annotation marks the transcript as partial. Gene Ontology annotation, cellular component: proton-transporting V-type ATPase complex. Lineage: Eukaryota; Metazoa; Chordata; Cladistia; Polypteriformes; Polypteridae.